This is a messenger RNA of Macrobrachium nipponense, 3332 nucleotides long. RefSeq lists its product as uncharacterized. The record is from RefSeq and is a predicted model, not a curated record. Lineage: Eukaryota; Metazoa; Arthropoda; Malacostraca; Decapoda; Palaemonidae.
UGUAAACUUCUGGACCAUCGCAGUGGUUGCUGUUGGGACAAGUUUCUUUUUGACGGUGGCCAUCUCCCUCUACCUGAUAUGCAAAACGAGACUGGAGCGCCCCCUCCCAGUUCGACAUCGUCGGACAGUCCGCCACAUCAGCCAGGGGCCCGAUGCCCUGCACCCUAGUCACCCUUACUUCAUCCAGAGCUCUCCUCACUCUCAACUCCAGCACCUGCAUCACCAAUACAACUCCGCCACAACUUCCCUCCACUUCAUGGACCCCAACUGCACCUCCCACCAUCCGAAUUUGGAUGAUGAUGACGACGAUUGAAAGGUUACCUAUUUUAAAAGGAGUCAAUGUGUACCUGUCCCUCCUCCUUCUCCUCGUUUGUAUGGUAAUGGAUGUCUUCUGGAGAACGUGCUUCUAUGGCGUCUUGUAAAUUUGUCGUAGAUGGUCAGCUUCCAGGUUUUAUUGGGGGGGUCGUUUUUCCCAAAACUGGACCCUUUCUUCUAUAAAUGUCAUUGCAUAAUUUAUAUAGGUAUAUAUAAGAUGAAAUACUUGAAAAUGUUAUUUUAAUUAUAUUAUUAAGAAAAAAUUGGGCAGGCGGUCUAUGCCCUUCAACCCGAUUAGAUGUUAUUCAAAGUACUGACUUUGGUUAACAGAAUUGUACUUAUAAUGUUGAAAGUUUCCAUAGAAAAUCAAGAAUAAUUCUUCAGUUUUAUCGAUUGAUUCAUUUGUUAUUUAUUACUUUGAAAGUACAGUUCAAUGAAAAGGAUAGUCACUGAAAAUACGAACUUCCAGAUUUUUUUUUUUUUUUUGUGGGGGGGGUCGGUCGUUCGACCCCCCUAGCCCCCAUCCCCCGCCCUCGGUACGGGCCUGGCUUCUUUUACGAAGUCGUCGUCUGAGGUAAUGUCCCUUGCUUUCUCAACAGGAAAUCUACUGCUUCAAAUGAUCCUAAAAGCUACUUGUCUACACAAUUCAGAAUUAAUGCCAGUACACGCCGGGGUAUUUUCGUAACUUUUCUACUUUGCAGGAAUCAAGUAACUAUGAAAUAGAUGGUGUAGUUAACCCACGUCAUUCUUCCUUGUCUUUCGCUUUCUUUACAAAAAGGGGGAGAAAAUAUAUUGAAUACCGACACGGGUAUUCAAAAAAUUGGUGGCCGUUAAUAAAGUCACAAUUUUGGCUAGGAAAAAAAGUCACAUUAAUUUACAGUCUUUUGUUUAUUUUUUACGGUAAUCCCCGACGGGCUUGUACUACGCAAAGGUGGAUACAUGCCGGGUUAAACUUACCCUGGGUUUUAAUACCCAGGAAAAAUUAAUGUGACCUUUUCUUCUUUUACCUGUGACUAAUUUUACCUGGAUUCGAGAAUUUAACCCUCAUGUUUUCUUGUAGCCACAGCAUUGAAAGUUUGACAAAAUGGUUAGCAAUUUUAGUUGGGACCCUAAUGAAGAUGAUCGAUUUUGUAUUAUGGUUAUUUUCUUCAUGCGUAUGUUUUUCUUUUACUUGAUUUAAAAUUCAUAAUAUUUCUUGUUUCGUUGAGUUACCUUCCGCUUUUCAAAUGAAAACUUAACGAUUUUAUUUACUCGCUUUGUUUUUUCCAAAAAAAAAGUGUAGAGAAAAAUUAAUACUUAUAUAAAAAUAAAAUGCUUACGAGAAAUCAAGAAAGGCCUAAAAUAUGUUUAAAACUGGUGACCAAAAAUAGAAAAAAAGCCUCACAUAUAUUUUUUGUUACAGUAGCAAUUUGAACUUACUGUAUGCAUUACUGAAUGAGACUAAUUUGUCCUGAGACACUGGAUUUACGUAUGUACGUUCAUUACAAUGAUUCUAUUUUAAUACCGAUAUUUUUAACGUCAAGUUCAAGGCACUUAAUGACAGGAAAUAAUUUCUCACCCAUGAAAUAAAGUAAGCUUUCUAAAGUUGUAUUUUCUUUAGCAAGAGGGUUUCUAUGAGGUUCCCAGAGAUAACCGAUUACUUACGAACUAGGCUAAUGUCCUUAACCUUACCUAGAUGAUACAGCAGCACACUCCAAGGAAAAGGUAAUCUAACUCUACCCCCGGGGGCACAGAAUUCAAUCUAACAGGGGAUAAGCCAGGGAGCGUCUCUCCCCCUAGCUUUUCCCUAUUAAUAGACAUGAAUCAUAAUAAUACUAUAAUAGAUUCACAUCAACCGUGCAUCCUGAAUGGCUGUUGAUAAGCCAGUCACAGGGUUGGAAACUCUCAGUCUCUCGAGAGAGUUCGCAUAGGCAGGAUGUAUGUUCCACCUCUCCUGAAGGAUAUGGCUUUCAAAAGUAUCCCUCGGGAGAGGUGGAGUAUACAUACUACCUAUGUGAACUUUCGAGAGAGACUGAGAGUUUUCAGCCCUGUCAUUGGCUUAUCAACAGCCAGUCAGGAGCGUCGUAAAGGACUGGCCUAGACAUCAGAUGGACGGUUGAUGUGAAUCUACUAUAGUUUUGAGUAGCCGGGUUAGGAAGUGUCUGCUCCGGUUUGACUGGAUGACGGAUCCCUUCAAAUUUUCUGAAGUACCAGACCCAGUGCUUCCAUCUAAUUUUAUUUUCACAUUACGGCUGCACGUGAACGUCGGGUAAUGUUGAGGGAAUUAGUAAGAGUUUUGGAGAGGUAAUUCGUUUGACAUAAUUUGAAAUAUUAUUGGAGAGGGAAAACUUUAUAUGAAAAUUAUUUGACCAAACUUGAGGUAUUAUCAUGGUGGUUUCCUGUAUGUCGUUAUGUGAAAGCGACAUACUUCAGUAAAUGUUAUUUUUUAAUAAAUGUGUUUUAUUUUUUCCUACAGAAAUCAUAUUUUACAGUGGUAUGGAACUUCACAAAUUCAAUGGAUUUUAAAAUUCUCGUCAUCUCGUAUUUCUGCCUUCCCCUCUCGUUUAAUUUCCUUACAAAGGUUUUUAGACUUUAGGGGACACUAAAUUAAACUAUUAAAAAAACAAGCAUAUAAUAUAUAAAGUAAAAAAUAAGGAGAUAAAUUAUAUGCCUCGUCUCGUUAUUUCAAGAAGAUGCUUAAUCGAAAUAACAAUGAAUCAAAGGACGGUAAAUUCUCGUGUAUUUUGUGCUGUUUUUUGACAGAGUGAAGUAGGAGUUGAUACAUUAUCCCGUGAAAAUCCAAGUUCUAUGAAAAUUUCUUUACUUGAAAGGUUUUAAUACCGAAGUCCAAGAAAGUCAAAUGUACGAAGAGGUAACGCAGUGACCGCCUGAGUAUUCGGGAUUUCGAACAACGAACAAAAGAGUGGAGAAUUUAUGUUAAAAAAGGAACACUGAUAUAAGAAAACUGUUUCCACAACUAUUGUAAUAAGUAACCGUACUAAAGGUCUCUUGUUUCAUGCAGUCCCCCUAUUUAUGAG